GACACCCCUACUCCAUACUCACUGAUAUUAAUUUUUGCUUCCAUGGCUGGCUGCAAAUCAGUAGCUUCAUCAAAAAAAUCGCCAACUUAAUCGACCCCUCAAACCCCUCAAUUGAAACAGCACAGAUUAAUCUGAAAGAGGAAAUGAAAUUGAAAGUUGUAUCCAGAAAAGUAUUCGAUUACAUUCGCUAUGAUCUGAAAGAAAUAGCGUUUCCUUCUUCACUUCCAGACCCGCCCCAUCUCAAACGACCCAAAUUAACUUGGACCGACCGGUAUCUGAUUCUGAAAGAGGCAUCAAGGCUUUAUGCUGCUAGUUGGGUAAGGGAUAUUGGUCCUGAACUUAGGCCUCAUGAGUAUAAAAAGAAGGAUGAGGACAGUGAAGAUAAAGCCAAUGGAACAAAGGGUACAUCGACUCAAGAGAAAGAGCCUUCAGUGAUUGAAGAUCUCGCCGUGGCUGCAAAAGGAGGAAUGGAGACAUUAAGGCCUGCUUUGCAGCGCCUGUACAUGACAAGAGCUUCAGCAUAUAGGGAUGCUCUAAGAAGUUUUAUCGAAGGAUACAAAGAAGGUGUCCAACAGGUCAUGGAGAAGAAGGAAGAAUCUAAAACUCAACAAGAGGGUGAUUUUCCAAAGAAUUCUACUUGACUAAUUAAUAUAUGAUGUGGCUGUCCAAGUUUUUGUUCUUCAAUGCACUGCUCAUGCAAGUAAUGGCCCUGUUAAGUUGUUGGAAAUUGAUGCGCCAGCAAAGAGGAUGUAAGAUGUUUUAGGCUGUUCCAUCCUCGUAAACGAGUUAUAUUGUACGUUAGCCUAUUGUAUAUUAAGAAUUAACUAAGAAUCCACCGAAGCUGUAGCAUUUUUUAUUCUAUUGAUUUGGUCUUGUCUUAUCAAAUCAUUUAGUGCG
Mercurialis annua (annual mercury) is the source of this 897-nucleotide messenger RNA. RefSeq lists its product as uncharacterized. NCBI's taxonomy places the organism in Eukaryota, Viridiplantae, Streptophyta, Magnoliopsida, Malpighiales, Euphorbiaceae. The transcript is spliced from 3 exons. The coding region runs from base 144 to 641 and encodes 165 amino acids. The record is from RefSeq and is a predicted model, not a curated record.